CAUACCAUUUCAUCAACCCUUCCUAAAUCCUACGGUGAAGUGAAAAAGAAGGAGGAGCCAUAGCGUAGGGGAUUAUGGGAACGACAAAACAGAAGACAUUUCCGCUUCCUUAACUGAUUGACACUGCUUCCGUUGUUUUGGUGUAAAAGAAAUGUGAAAGUUCAGUUAUAGAUGCUAAAUUCUCAGAUAAUCCAUUAAUCUGGUUUAAUAUUGAUAUAACCCAACAAACUGCUCUUUUCUUCUUAUAUUACCUAUACUACAAAGCCACAUAAGCCAUAAUUACUAAAGCAUUGUAGUGGCUGAGACAUUCAAACCGACCAAUCCGGAGACAGUUAAUUGCACUGACUGCCCUAUUCGUCACACUUGUGUUCACUAAUCUUUCCUAUAGUACUCUACUCCAAUUGGCGAGUGCGUCGUUAAGUGAAAUUACAGCUACGAUACUGUUAUUUCCUAUUGGUUUUUUACGUGGUGUUACAUUACUACCAGUAGUUGGGCUUGCUUGCUUUCCGUGUAAUCGAGACUGUGGAUGAUUUUUUUUUGUAGGGGAGGAGGUAUACUGGUGGCACAACGCUUGCGUCAAACAUAUCACACCGGUGAAGGUGGAUUAUUGGAAUUCGGGGAUCCAGGAGAAGGGUUCGGAGGUUUGUCAAAGGAGGGAGUGAUGAUGAAUUCCAAUGUCGAAAACUUUCCUCCUCAUAUCCUUCGUUUGGUUUACAGGGAGCUCACAACUCUCACUUCAGAGCCCCCAGAAGGUAUCAAGCUUUAUCCCAAUGAAGAGGACAUAACUGAUAUACAAGCAACAAUAGAAGGCCCAGAUGGAACACCAUAUGCGGGAGGAAUAUUUAAAAUGAAGCUCAUCCUUGGUAAGGAUUUCCCUGCAGCACCUCCUAAGGGGUAUUUUAUCACUAAGAUUUUCCAUCCUAAUGUGGGCUCCAAUGGAGAAAUUUGUGUCAACGUUCUGAAGAGAGACUGGAAGCCAGAGUUGGGAAUCAGACAUGUUUUAUUAACCAUCAAGUGCUUGAUGAUACAUCCAAACCCAGAGUCUGCACUCAAUGAGGAAGCCGGGAGAUUACUUUUGGAAAACUAUGAAGAGUAUGCUUCCCGUGCCAGACUAAUGACAGAGAUCCAUGCUCUUUCCACUUCCAACCCUAAAGGAAAAGAUAAUUGUGAACCUUGUUCUUCAGCUGCAUCCAUAGCCCCAGGUGAUGGACCUAUGGCAAAAAAGCAUGCAGGAGACAAAGACAAAAAGCUUGCAGCAAAGAAAAAAAUGGACAAAAAAAGAGCUCUCCGUCGACUUUAGUGUUUUACAUGGACAUUUUAGAGUUGGUAUUGUGGACUAAAUUAUGGUUCUUUGGAAGAAGCAAAACUUUUGGUGGGUGGGGAAGUUGACAAGUGUUUUGUUCCUGUUUAUUUUUUCCCUACUUUUGAAUGCUUUUGCUAGCUCUCAGUUUUUCAUCUAAUUUAUUUUAAAUUAUGAAAAAAAGAAAGAAAAAAAAAUAAAAACAUUUUUUUAAA
This is a messenger RNA of Protopterus annectens (West African lungfish), 1515 nucleotides long. RefSeq names its product ubiquitin conjugating enzyme E2 S (gene UBE2S). The transcript is spliced from 4 exons. Bases 527 to 1300 code for a protein of 257 amino acids. NCBI's taxonomy places the organism in Eukaryota, Metazoa, Chordata, Ceratodontiformes, Protopteridae. The record is from RefSeq and is a predicted model, not a curated record.